Molecule: messenger RNA, 4308 nt
Organism: Otolemur garnettii (small-eared galago)
Lineage: Eukaryota; Metazoa; Chordata; Mammalia; Primates; Galagidae
Gene: SH3TC1
Product: SH3 domain and tetratricopeptide repeats 1
Exons: 18
Coding region: 126-4172 (1348 amino acids)
Molecular function (GO): protein binding
Source: RefSeq, a predicted model, not a curated record
UGAGCCGGGAGCAGCCACCUGGGGCCUGCGUCCUACAGCAGUCAGGGCCUGAGAACUGCCUCCGAGGAGUGAAACAGAGCCCAACCAGGCAUGCUGGGCCCUCAGUGCUGAGGCCACUGCAGGACAUGGAGGACACGGCUGAGGUGACCACUGAGGAGCCGACCCCAAUGGGCAGGGAGCUUGCAGGGUCCUCGGGAGGCAGCGGCAGCAGGGAUGAGGGCCAGACUUUGGCCACGAGCUCACCCACUGGCUCGGGGCGAGCGGGGCCUGAGGAGGCCACGGCUACUGUCAGAGGCGGAGCCUGCUGGGUUGCAGAAGGAGUUCCUCCCCUGGGUGUCGCUGGGCCUGCUGCUGGGAGCCCACCUGGCCAGACAGGAGCAUAUCCCACAGACUUGACCUUGCAGCUGCUGGCUGUGCGGAAGAAGAGUGGGCUGCCAGACCCUGACAUGCAGCAGAUCCUGCGGGGCCGGCUCCGACUGCUGGAGGGCGACAGUAGGGAGGUGGCGCGUGCGCUGGGGGAAUUGUCAGCGCGGCUGUUGUCUAUCCACAGCGACCAGGAUCGGAUUGUGGUAAUGUUUAAGACUUUUGAAGAAAUCUGGAAGUUCUCCACCUACCAUGCUCUUGGCUUCACACACCACUGCCUGGAAAACCUGCUCAUGGACCAGAACUUCUGGCUGCUCUCGCCCAGUGAGGAGGAGGAGACGGCCAUCCGAGUCCACGUGGAUGAAAAUGCCUUGAAGUUGACCCACGAGAGCCUGCUCGUCCAAGAAGGGCCCUUCUUUGUACUGUGUCCUGACCACCACGUGAGAGUGACAACUGGCCCUCAGGGUGCAGGGAGAGGCCCUCAGCCCUUCAGGCGAGCUUCAGGGGGUUCCCAAGGAGAGGUGGCCCCAGAAGCUGGUCCUUUGGUGAGCCCCAGCGUGUCCUCUGAGGAGUUGGCAGUGGUGCCCCUGGAACCUCUGAUCCCGUUUCAUCAGUGGGCUCUCAGGGUCCCCUGGGACCCCAUCGAUGACUCUGUGGGUGAACAAGUGACCCCCAACACCCCGCUGAUGGCUGUGGGCCUGGCCUCAGCAGUGGCAGACAGCCAGGGCUCAGGGCCUGAAGAAAUGACCUUUCAAGGUGGCGACCUCAUUGAGAUCCUCGGUGCCCAGGUGCCUGGCCUGCCCUGGUGUGUGGGCCGACACAUAGCCUCAGGCCAAGUUGGGUUUGUGCAGACUCAUCUCAUCAGCGCUCAGGGCCCAGUGUCCAAUUUGGAAAGUGUGAUCUUCCUCAGUGAGGAAGAACGGUCAUUCUUCAGCAACGAGGACCACUUUUCUGAAGAAGAUGCCAGGCGGUUACUGAGGAGGAUGUCAGCCGUGGACGUGUGCAUGGCAUACGACUUGGACAGAUUAGAAGAAACUGAGCUUGAGAAGCCAGAAAGACAAGAAAUGCCUCCACCUUGCCUGGACCCAGACCCACAUGAGACUCUGCAAAAGGUGAAGAAUGUUCUAGGACAAUGCAAGACCUGCCCAAGCUGCCCUGAGGAGCUAGUGUCCUGGGGUCUCCAUGUGGCAUCCAGUGAAGUGAGUUCACUGGACACCAAGGAACCAUCUUUCCACCUGGACACCGAGGAUGACUGGACCAACACCGAGGCCCUGGGCCCACUGCUGCAGGCCCUGAACGCCCCCGGUUACCAGGCCUGCUUCCGUGGCCUGUAUGACGCCACACUGUCAUGGCUUAGUAGUGUGUUCUCCAGCUUCACCGACGAGGAAGAGCUGGCUGGGUGCCUGGCACAGGCCCGGGGGGCAGCCAAGAAAGCCGGCUUGCCUAUGGCCCUGGCAAGACUCUGCUUCCUUUUGGGCCGGCUGUGCGCCAGAAGGCUCAAGCUGUCCCAGGCCCGGGUGUACUUCGAGGAAGCCCUGGGAGCUUUGGGGGGAAACUUCAGGGACCUCUCCCUGGUGGUGGCCGUGUAUGCCAAUCUGGCCACCAUUUACCUAAAGCAGAAGAACAGGGAGAAGUGUGCGCAGGCGAUGCCCAAAGCUGCAGCCCUGCUCCUGGGGACACCCGGCCACAUCUGUGGCUCCGAGGCAGAGGCUGAGCUCCUGAGGUACGCGCUGCGGCGGGCUGUGGGUGGCCAGAGUCUCCAGGCCGAGGCUCGGGCCUGCUUCCUGCUGGCCAGGCACCACAUCCACCUCAAGCAGCCCGAGGAGGCCCUGCCCUUCCUGGAGAGGCUGCUGCUUCUGCAUAGGGACCUGGGGACCCAGGAAGCCUUGUGGCCCUCAGACUGUUACCUGCUCCUGGCAGACAUCUAUAGCCGGAAGUGCCUGCCCCACCUGGCCCUUAGCUGUAUCAAGGUGGCCUCACUGCAGACACGGGGCUCCCUGGCCAGCUCACUGAGGAGCGUGGACCUGGUGCUCUGGAAUGCUCCCCGGCUCCACAGCCAGAGGCAGGCAGCCCACAGUCUCCCCUCCCAGACUGCCCACUACCUCAGGCAGGCGUUGGCGUCCCCAUCCUUGAGCACAGUGUGUGCCCUGCGUGGCCCCCUCUACGCCAGCCUGGCCCAGUUGCACAGCUACCACGGGCAGCACAGGCCAGCCAUCACCUUUAUGAUGCAGGCGGUGGAAGCUGAUGCUGUGGCUGGAGUCCACCUUGCUGUGGACCACCUGGUGGCCCUCGCUUGGCUGUAUGUGCUUUAUGGGCAGAGCCAAGUGGCCCUGGACAUCCUAGAGUCCAUCCUGGAUGCAGAAGUGGCCAGUGAGGGCCAGGAAGGUGUGAUCACCAACAUGGCAGCCGUGGCCUUGAGGAGGACAGGCAGGACCCGGCAGGCAGCUGAGGGCUACUACCGUGCCCUGCACCUGGCCAGGGGCCUGGGCCAGCUACAGAACCAGGCAGUGGUGCUGGCCAACUUUGGGGCGCUGUGUCUGCACGUGAGGGCCAGUAGGCUUGCCCAGCACUACCUCCUAGAGGCUGCCCAGCUCUUCUCACGGCUGCCCAGCAGGGAGUGUGGCCGGGACUUCACCCAGGUGCUCCUGCAGCUGGGCCACCUCUGUACUCGCCAGGCCCUUCCCCAGCAGGGCAAGUGCUACUACGAGUGGGCCUUCCUGGUCGCUGUGGACACGGACCACCUGGAGAGCCAGCUGCAAGCCGUCCAGUGGCUGUGCCACUUCUACAGCACCGUCAUGCCCAGCGAGGCCCAGUGUGUCAUCUACCAUGAGUUCCAGCUCUCGCUGGCCUGCAGGGUAGCCAACAAGGUUCUGGAGGGGCAGCUCCUCGAGACCCUCAGCCAGCUCUACCUGUCUCUGGGCACUGAGCGGGCCUACAAAUCUGCCCUGGACUAUACCAAGCGGAGUCUGGGGAUAUUCAUCGACCUCCAGGAGAAGAAGAAGGAGGCGCAUGCCUGGCUGCAGGCUGGGAAGAUCUACUACAUCCUGCGGCAAGAUGAGCUGGUCGACCUGUACAUCCAGGUGGCGCAGAAUGCAGCCUUAUACACGGGUGACCCGCACCUGGGGCUAGAGCUGUUCGAGGCAGCUGGAGACAUCUUCUUCAAUGGGACCUGGGAGCGGGAAAAAGCCGUGUCCUUCUACCGGGACCGGGCGCUGCCCCUGGCGGUGACUACAGGCAACCAAGAGGCGGAGCUACGGCUGUGCAACAAGCUGGUAGCACUGUUGGCUGCACUGGAGACGCCACAGGAGGGUCUGGAGUUUGCACACACGGCCCUAGCGUUAAGCAUCACCCUGGGAGACCGGCUGAAUGAGCGCGUGGCCUACCACCGGCUGGCCACCCUGCACCACCGGCUGGGCCACGGAGAGCUGGCCGAACACUUCUACCUCAAGGCACUGUCACUCUGCAGCUCACCGCUGGAGUUUGAUGAGGAGACUCUGUACUACGUGAAGGUGUACCUGGUGCUUGGGGACAUCAUCUUCUAUGACCUCAAGGACCCCUUUGACGCCGCUGGGUACUACCAGCUGGCAUUGGCGGCGGCUGUGGACCUGGGCAACAAGAAGGCCCAGCUGAAGAUCUACACGCGACUGGCCACCAUCUACCACAACUUCCUCCUGGACCGUGAGAAGUCCCUCUUCUUUUACCAGAAGGCGCGGACCUUUGCCUCUGAGCUCAACAUCCGCAGGGUCAGCCUGGCUCCCCCGCGGUUCUGUGGGCGCGCCCCCUGGCUGGCACCCAGUCACCCACCCUAAAGAUGGUUUCCGGGCAGUGGGAUUUGUGCAAGGGGGUCCCUUGACGCCCCUAAAAACUCUGGACACCUCAUUUUUUGAGAAAUGGAGGCACAAAAGCAGGGGUCAAAUAACAAUAAAUGUUUUUUUCAGUAACUUA